AUGAAAGUGAAGCUGAAACCAGGGGUUUCUUUCCUUAGUGGAUACAAACCUAUCCAGCUGUACAAUCAUACAACUGACAGUGAUCCUACAGACCUGACCAGCGGAGCAAGUAAACUUUGGUCCAAUGGCCUCACAUCCAUUGAGGAAGAUGAUAUCUUUGAAGAAAAAGGGUCCAAUAAGGACAGAAAAAAGAUGAAACUGUUUUCAUCAAAGCGUAAAUCAUCAUUGUUUAUUCCUGGGCUAAGCUUUCGUAAGAAGUUGUCUCGUAACCACAAAGGUAGAGAACUAUCAGAGAUUGGUCCUCUGUCUGAAGAUAGUCUGCUAGUGAGGCCAUGUGAUGGUGACACUGCCAGUAUCAAAAGCAGUGUAUCAAGUUUAGAAGAACAGUUGUCAGAUCAGCGUACAGACAGUGUAGAUAGUGGAAUAGACUGUCUUCACCCAGCUUUUUUGUCAGGAGCAAAUCUUUCGUGUGGAAAUAGACAACAAACAGUUGCUUCACCUCUUUUGUCAACAACAUCUCUUCCAUCACCUUCCACAUCAAAACUGGUCAGUGAUCUACCAUCAGAUCCCAAUAUGCAGAAACGCUUUUCUCAAAACAGUGUUAUUUAUCAUUCCCGUGGCAACACAGGUCAAAGUUCAAAAGGUAAAGGUCGGGCUCCUAUAGCAUCACCUGAGGAUGAUUCUUUGUUGGAUAAUCCUGAGCAGGACUCUGAUUCUGAUUCAGAUUCUGAUUCUGAUCUUCGGUCACCUCCUAGAAAGUCUGCUUCUGUAAAGAGCAGUGACAGUGCUCAUAAUACCUCGGCAUCUUCCUUUCAUACCUUGAGUGACUGUUCUUCUUGUGAUUAUGACACAGACAGCGAUUCUUAUUCUUCUUGUAGUUCUGAUGGACAGAAUUGUCGCUUUGGUAGGUCCACAGAGUCGGACAGUGAUUCUGACUCUGAUACUAGCCAAUGCUCAGCAUAUUAUGUUCCCCCAAAGUGCUAUAUGGAUACCUCAUUGUCUCGAAAUGCUUCGUCAGCAGGUCAACCAGGACGUAUCGCUGUCAGUAGAGGAUCCAAGUUACCUUCUAAUUCUGUACAUACAAAUUGUGUAAAUACUAGCCAAACUAAAGCCAAACAAAGUGAUUAUAAAAAAUGCAAAUCUCGCAUAGAAAAGGCACCACUCUCCUUCUUGCGCAAACGGAAAAACAAGAAGUCAUCUAAAGCUAGUGAAAAUGCAGAAAAGUCUUUAAACAAAAGUCACAAAAAUGAAAAAUCAUUCAACAGUAGCCAGGCAGAGGACAAGAUAUUCAAUACUAGUCAGUCAAAGGACAGAACUUGUAACAGAACUGAGUCGUUCAACAGUAGUCGGACCAAGCACAAAACUGUCAAAAGGAGUGAGUCAUGUGAUCAGUUCGACAGAAGUUACAUUUUUAAUACUAGUCAACCUGAAGGUAUAUCUGUUCAUAACAAAAGUCAAUCGUUGAAGGGUACAAGACAACCUGUGAAAAGUUUAAGCCAAGAUAAGAUCAAUAGAAAUCAAUCUAGAGACAGUAGAACUUCGCUCAAGACUGAUGGCAGGUUUGUAAAAAGCAGUAAAUCCAGUUUAGUGAUGGAGAACCCUCAUGUGCUGGUGAACCCUAGUCCAAAGUACAUAUCGAAUCAAACUGACCAUAGCAUCAUGGUGACGCCCGUCCGAGAGUCUCUUUCCACUUCCAACCUAACAGUUAACAGUCGGAGUGCUUUCAGUCGAUGGAACACAACAGGUUCUCUGCCAAGACAACGGAUAUCUUAUGUUGAUGGGGAAGAGUGUAGAUUCACUACAGAGGAACCUAUAUAUCAUGAGAUCGAUGACAUUGAUGUGAGAAAUGGUGCUGCAGGACAUUACAUAAACGUGAGAGACACAAAUAAUAGUCAUAUGUCAAGUUUUGGAUAUGUUCAGAUGUGUGCAGUGAAAAAUACAGUGUCAGCAAAUGUUGGUCAAACAGUGAGAGACUGUGAUGAUAAGUGUUUUGUCCCCAACGAAUCUAGUGAAAAGUCUGACAUGAUAGACAAUUCUGUUAAAAAUUGUGAUAAAAAUAGCCAGCUCCCCUUAAACAGGUGUGAUUAUGAUCAAGAUACCUCAGCAGAAUUAGAGGCUUCACCUAAUUUGCCAAUGUCAUUAGAUACAUCAAAGAGUAUCGUAGAUGUAAGACGUGCCAUGAAAAAGACUGCAUUCUGGGUAGAAAAUGCCACCUAUGAUAGCACAUGUGGGUCGGAAGAUGGGUCCCCUUCAUCUCUCUUAAAGGACAAGAAAAGUGUGAGUGAAAUGGAUUUAUGUAAUCAAAUCAUUGAUAUUUACUUUGGUGAAGAUAGUGAUUCCUCAUUGUCAUCAUCUUGCCUUGAGAACUCUUUUGACCAGGAUUCUUCCUUGUCCUUUGGAACUGAUGAAAAUGCCUCUCCCGAUGAAUUUUCCAUGGUACUGCCAGGCGACAGAAAAGUCGAGACCAGCGCUGAUGACUACUCAUUAGCAACAUUUGUUUCUGAACCUUAUCACACAUCUGAGGCAAAGACGAGAAAGAUCAGAAAUGCCGACAAUGAGUUAGGGGUAACACAUUCUGAUGAGAAAACAAGGAAGCCAGACACACUGAAGACAAAGCAACACCAUCAGUUUGAUAAACAACCCAAGGAAAAAGCUGUCCUGAAAGAGAAGUUUGAAAAUAUGAAUACUCCAAAGAAGUCAGAAAAGACCAAGACUACAAGGACUACCAGCGUGUCCAGAGUGUUCUGUGAUAAUCGACCUCCGUCAUUACUUUCUGAACAUGAGGUUGACACCAUUACAAAGUUACACACAAUCUGUAACAGUCAGAGAAAAGUGAGCUACCUGGAUGUCUCCAAGGCCGAGAUGAUUAUCAAGCAUUAUCCUCCUCCCAAGCAUGCAUCCCGCAUUAGUUGGAGUGACCAGCUGGCUAAUGCUGACCUGAAUCACCACACGCCUACUUCUUCUCCUGCCAAGAGGUCUAUUCUUCACCAGCGUCCUCAGAGUUUCAUUUUUCCAUAUGUUGAAGACGAGCCAUCCCCAAUUGUGAUCACACGUUUAAGACGAAGUAAGUCAUCAUCCAGGAGGAAGGAAUGGCCAUGGUAA
Ylistrum balloti is the source of this 3102-nucleotide messenger RNA. RefSeq lists its product as uncharacterized. The transcript has 7 exons. NCBI's taxonomy places the organism in Eukaryota, Metazoa, Mollusca, Bivalvia, Pectinida, Pectinidae. The record is from RefSeq and is a predicted model, not a curated record. Bases 1 to 3102 code for a protein of 1033 amino acids.